CUAAUGCAAACCUGAACCGAUUGUCACUUCCCAGGCAUUUACGCAGCAUUGACAAUAGCUUUGCUAACUUGUUCGUCCACUGUGUUAGCCCCGCUGAAUGAGUCGAGGCUAACUGCACUUCGUUGCUUCUCUGCGUUCGUGCAUCAAGUCCGCCAUUAGGUUAAUUGUCUCCCAAGCUAGUGUAACAUCUGGUGGUGAUGGUGGCCGUCCCGACGGUGCUGGGAAUAGCCUCCAUCCGUGUGUACACUGUGAGCGAAGUCCCCACGGAUGGCCUGGUCAAUCGAGAAAAGCUGAACAUCUACACCCCACUGCCACAGUCUGCUCAGGUUGAGUUUGUUCCAGAGAGGCCGGGUGUUAUUGAGAGUGGAUUAACUGCAGCGAGACAGAGCAUAGUACCAUUUUUCCAGGCUGCAAAGGGUGCCUGUGUCUCUGUGAAAAGGGGAAGUGUUAAUCUGUACCAUGCAGCAGAGGAUGCAUACUAUUACCUGAAAGACCCUCCCCCAGGUUUUCUACCCAGGUUUGGCACAGUCACCAUGGCUGGCCUGCUUGGCAUGUUCUUGGCACGGAAAGGCUCUCGUUUCAAGAGGGUAGCCGUUCCACUGGGCUUGAUGAGUGCAGGAGCUUCAGUAUGCUACCCAGCCCAAGCAGUGGUUGUGUUUAAGGUGACAGGUAAGAAAGUGUAUGCUGCAGGGAAGUGGAGCAGCGCUGCAGUUUCUUCACUGCUCUCCUCCAAGCCCCAGGAGACUGUUGCCAAAGAGAGUACUGCUUCACAAGUACAGUCAGCUAAGGUGUCAAAUCAACAGUCUGCAGUGGUUGAGGCCUCAGAGUCCAGCUCCACCACCGACAGCUCACCCCAAAGUGCUACAAUCCAAGAAACAGAGGUGGAAUCAGCCGAGUCUGUUCCUGCCUCUGAUGAAUCCAUUGCCGUUGUCACAAGAAAGGAGGCAUCAUCAGUAAUAGUCACAGAGAUCCACCCCGAACAAGCCCUUACAGAGACUAACACAGAUGCCAUUAUACAUUCAGUGCCAGCAGAGACAGAAACUGCUCCUUCCUCUGAGGAACCACCUGCCCCUGUUGAAAGUGAGGAGCCCUCAGACACAAAAGAAGUACCAAAGAACAUCUCAAAUGAAGCCAGCCCAGACGAGUCCACGGCGAGCUUACAACCAGAGACGGUAGUGGCUGACCCAGCCGAGUCUGCUGAGGUCGAGGUCGAGUCCGCUCCUUACUCUGAAGAACCACCUGCUCUAAAGUCCUCAGACGAGCCAGCAGUGCCGGUUGUUGAAUCAGCUCAGCCCGAACCCACUGUUCAACCAGAGUUAUCUGACCAACCACCAGUUGCUGCUGUGGAGGAGACCCCAUCCCCGACACUCACACCACCACCACCACCACCUCCUGAACAGCCUGCAGCAGAAAACAACAAAGGGGGUGCUGGUUUCAAGCCAGACUCUUCUCUGAUGGAUUUUGGCCAAUCCCACCCCGAGGAUGAAGACCUGUACAGCACACGCAGCUGAGAGACCACAGUUGGCCGCAGGAGAAACCUCAUCCCCACACUGCCAUCUCAUCCAGACUGAAGAACACUCUAUCAUUAUGCGGUGUAAAUUGCCACUUUGCAAGCAAGCAUAGUCAGGAUGUCUUUUAUCUAUAUUUCCAUUCUCAUUUUUUCUGCCUACAUCAUUUAUAUUUCCACAGAAAACAGCCAAGUACAUUUGCAUUGUAGCAGCAAGCAGUGACAGUCGCUUUAUGUGGAAGGACGGAAACCUAGAAAAAAAUACACCCACAGCUAAUUUCAAGUCUUUCAAUUCACAGAUGGCAGACUGUGAAAAUCUCUCCCUGCUUGUGUCAUUUAACAAUUAUCUGCUUUUGCUCUACAGCUUUUACAGUCAUGAGUGCACGCUGCGUUUAUUUAUUGUAAUUUAGCCGACUGUGUUGGUAAACUGAAAAUACUGCACAUGUGCUGGUAAUGAUUAAAAGGUGGAUUAGUGCCGUUCCAUUUUGUUACAUCAAAAAUUGUCUUCACUUGUCGAUAUUAACAACUCAAAAUAAAUCUAUAUUUUUCAGGA
Molecule: messenger RNA, 2060 nt
Organism: Xiphias gladius (swordfish)
Lineage: Eukaryota; Metazoa; Chordata; Actinopteri; Istiophoriformes; Xiphiidae
Gene: apool
Product: apolipoprotein O-like
Exons: 11
Coding region: 198-1511 (437 amino acids)
Biological process (GO): cristae formation
Cellular component (GO): MICOS complex
Source: RefSeq, a predicted model, not a curated record